AUGAGGAAGAUGAUCCCAUUGCUGAUGAGGACUGAGAUGACUGUAUCAGUGAGGACUUUUCACUUUCUGUACCACGUGGUUGUCUGUUUAAUUCAAAAGUACAGGAAGCAGCAACAGAUAGUCCAUUUGAGUAAAUUGGAUUUUGAAUUCGACAGGGUGUCCCACGACCUUAUAUGGCACUCCCUACAAUUGCAUGGUGUCCCCGAGGCGUAUGUCAAUUGGAUACAGCUCCUCUACGACAACGUCACCAGUUCAGUCCGAUGCGCCACUGGACUAUCACCUUCCUUCCCAGUCAGCGUCAGAGUCCACCAAAGAUCAGCUCUGUCACCCCUCCUCUUCAUCCUUUGUAUGGAUACCAUCACGGCCGACCUCCAGUUACAUCAUCCAUGGUCUCUCUAUGCUGAUGACGUAUUCCUUGCCAGCAAAGACGGGGAAGAGACCCAAACGACGACUCAACUCUGGAAGACCCGGCUCGACGAAUAUGGUAUGGGGCUCAAUAUGAAAAAGACCGAAUACCUGGAAGGAGGACCCCAAACUGAUGGCACCAUCAUAAUUGACAACGAAGACUUGAAGAAGACAGAAGACUUCCGCUACCUGGGCUCAGUCAUCAGCUACGAUGGAAAUAUCACCUCCGAUGUCUGAGCACGAAUAAAUGCAGCCUGGUUAAAAUGGCGACAGGUCACUGGUGUCCUUUGUGACAGAAGAAUGCCAGAUCGACUCAAGGGAAAAAUCUACAAAACGGUGGUCCGCCCAGUAGCCCUGUAUGUAUGGCUCCGCAUGUUGGCCUGCAUUGACCACACAUGA
Messenger RNA from Pelmatolapia mariae (spotted tilapia), 804 nucleotides. RefSeq lists its product as uncharacterized. Lineage: Eukaryota; Metazoa; Chordata; Actinopteri; Cichliformes; Cichlidae. The record is from RefSeq and is a predicted model, not a curated record.